Acanthochromis polyacanthus (spiny chromis) is the source of this 2222-nucleotide messenger RNA. RefSeq names its product tetraspanin 31 (gene tspan31). Gene Ontology annotation, cellular component: membrane. Lineage: Eukaryota; Metazoa; Chordata; Actinopteri; Pomacentridae. Bases 130 to 786 code for a protein of 218 amino acids. The record is from RefSeq and is a predicted model, not a curated record. The transcript has 6 exons.
AGCUGACGUCAGCGGAACGCCCUCUCCGCUGUUUGUGUCCAGACAUCAUCGCCGCUCACAGCUGGCCAACAGAGUCUCUUCUCGACCUUUUUCUUCAUCCAGACUCCGCCGAAAAAAGGUUUUUCGAAUAUGGUCUGUGGCGGCUUCACCUGCUCCAAAAAUGCGCUUUGUUCCCUGAACGUGGUUUACAUGCUGGUCGGGCUGCUGCUGAUUGGAGUGGCAGCAUGGGGGAAGGGCUUCGGCCUGGUGUCGAGCAUCCACAUCAUCGGAGGGGUGAUCGCGGUGGGCGUCUUCCUGCUGCUCAUCGCCAUCGUGGGACUCAUCGGAGCGAUACACCACCACCAAGUCAUGCUCUUCUUCUACAUGGUGAUUCUGUUCAUUGUGUUCCUGUUCCAGUUUGGCAUUUCUUGUUCCUGCUUGGCGAUGAACCGCGGGCAGCAGGAGGUGCUGCUGAAAUCUGCCUGGGGGAUGCUGGACGACAAGACCAAGACAGACCUGGAGAGUCAGCUGAACUGCUGUGGGCUGCACAACGUCACCAACAGCACAGCCACUGAUGUUCCCAAGUUGGAUAAGAAUCAGCAAAGCUGUUCUGCUCCGUGCGCAAAGCAAAAGCCGUAUGAUUGUGUGACCUGCGUCGAAAGGAUGUUGAAUCAUGCGACAGAAGCUCUGAAGAUCCUUGGGGGCGUCGGACUCUUCUUCAGCUUCACAGAGAUACUGGGCGUCUGGCUCGCCGUGCGCUACAGAAACCAGAAGGAUCCUCGAGCGAACCCGAGUGCUUUCCUAUAGUUGGGUCCCACGCCGUCGGUGCACUGGAAGCAGUUUCAACACACUGGUACACACAGAAUCCUGUAUAGAGGCCGAUUAAUACAACAGACCACCACAACAACAACACCGGAUGGGCGAGCGCACAAAGCACCUGACAAACACUGAGAAAACGAAACGCACACCUUCACCUUCCGAAACACAACCUGUCCAGACGGCUCAACCCGGAACGCCCGGACACUCGUGCAUGAAAGGACGACUCGCUGAAAGCCUCGAUUCGAGUUCCGGGCUCUUCCCGGUUGCGGCCCCCGCUAUCUCUGCAUGACGCCUGCAAAACAGACCGACUCGUUGAUCUCAUUCCACACCAACCAAAUGACUGUGCGGCAAAAAGUAAAACUCGUAUGCACCUUGACAUGUUUCCUCUUUAAUGUAGUGCCACCGCGAAUAUACUCCUCCGGUCAGCGUGUCAGUGAUGUAACUCGAUCAUGUCCAGCGAGGAACACACAAACUGGGCAUGUGGUGUAAAAGUAGAUUUCCAAUUGUAUGUGUGUUGUGUUUUGUUUUUUUCCUUUCUAGAUGCCACAAAUGCCAGGAUUUAGGGUUUAGGAUGUAGAUUUUUAGCUAGUCGCUAGUCAUCCGGGUUCAAAUAUUUAUGAACUGUAACUGAGCCAGCUAACUUUUAACCGCCAACGGACUGCAGCCUCGAUGUUGUACAUAAUCUUUAAACGCUGUAGUUUCACCUCUAGCUUGCAGACUCGCCGGCCUCCAACCUUCCCAUAUUUAGUAUCAUUCUGUGACGUCGCUUAGUUUAGACUUCAGGUCCGUUUCGUUACCUCUGAUGUAACUGGAAGAUAUCACAAAACGUUAGUAAAAGUGCUGUUAGGGUUGAAAUAAUCGAGUGAAUUCGGCCAGAACUGCUUCUCGUAAAGUUUGUUUUUAUAGUGUUAAUUGUGAGAAUGAAUUUCUUUUUCCUUUUUUUUUUUUUUUUUUGAAAAAAAUUGUGAUUCCUUUGUGGAGGUAUUUCGCCUUUUUUUUCUUUUCUUGGUCAUCAGUGUUAAUAGCUUUGUAAAAAGAAAAAACACGUGUUAAAUAUUUUCGGGAUUAUUUAAGUUCUCUGAUGCACAUUUAGCAGAUGUUAUGUUGUAGUUUUAAGGACUUUUGCUUGAUAUUUGAAGUUGGUAAAUAAUUGCUCAUUAAUUGUCUUUUAAGAUGUUUUUUCCUCUUUUGAACUGCUUUUAACUUAAAGGACUAACAAACUGUAAUUGUCUUACUUGAACUCGUCACCUUUGCUGAUAUGGAUUUUCCUGCUGCUGGUUCUCGUUGGUUUAAACUAAGCAGAUCUUAAGCAUCAUUAUGCCAUAAUAUUACACCUCACUUUGAAUUUGUGUGCACUUGUUAUUCAAAUGUACCUUGAAUUUUUGAGACUUAAUUUUCCAAAUAAAAAAACCUCAAACUAGAAA